UUCGUAUUAUCGUGUAUCGCAAUCUUCACAAUAGCAGCUGGUUAUGAGGCGUUAUGCAUAGCUCUUUGUUGGAUGCUACAUCAGCAAGAUCAACGUUAUAUUCAAGUCAGAUGGCGUUCGGAUGUUAUGCUUUCAAAGUCUCAUAUUGCACAGACGAUUCUGUAUGGUAUGAAAGUAUUUAUCUCGUUAUCUCUAAUGAUGAUUGCGAUGACAUACAAUGUACCGCUGUUCUUCAGUAUGAUUGCUGGUCACAUAUUCGCAUAUUUCCUUUUGACACCUUUAGUCGAUCAUCAACAGAAGAAUCUCGGUACUGGUGGAGAUUGCUGCUUCUAAUGAUAGUAAUGUGA
Molecule: messenger RNA, 347 nt
Organism: Anisakis simplex (herring worm)
Lineage: Eukaryota; Metazoa; Nematoda; Chromadorea; Rhabditida; Anisakidae
Source: the annotation of a GenBank genome assembly